This is a messenger RNA of Oncorhynchus mykiss (rainbow trout), 2987 nucleotides long. RefSeq names its product protein crumbs homolog 3. NCBI's taxonomy places the organism in Eukaryota, Metazoa, Chordata, Actinopteri, Salmoniformes, Salmonidae. The record is from RefSeq and is a predicted model, not a curated record.
CAGUUACUAGGCCAACACUCUAACCACUAGGCUACGCUUAGAUGGAAACAUGUCUACAUUCCAAUCUGGAAUGAAGAGGAAAGUCUAAAGACUAUUUCAUUUUUGGUCCCAUAAUGUCUUCACCACAUUUGUGUGUUUCAGUGGAUUUGUGUAUAUGUGUAGGGCUCUAGCAAUUGAUGAUGCAUACUUCAAGUUUAUGUUGUGUGUGUCGAUACAUGGGAGACCAUUAACCGAAGGACCUAUGUGGCAGGGAUACUUUCUGCACACAUAAUGAUGUGACUAAUCAGUGCUUUUUGCAGACUGCAGAAUGUAGGCCUACAUAACAGACAAUAUUGGGGUGGUUAUGGGUUGACAAUCAACCACACCAAAUACAAGCAUGGAAAUAGAAUCAUACAUGGAUCAGAUUGUGUUUUCUAUGCCAGUCUUCAGUCACAUUCUGGCAUAGGCCUAGAUGAAACUGAGAUUAGGCAAGGAUUAAGGGACCAUGAUUAGCUGUGCUUAUGGUAUUUCAGGAUUCUUUUUAUCUUGCUUUGAGGAUAGGGCCAGCUAGAAAAAUAUAAUUUCUCUCCACUAGAGGUCCUAAAACUGCAAACAAAUUCUCACCAUGCACUCACAUGAAACAUGUGUCCCUUAAAAUACAGGAUUUAAAAAAUGCAGCCCAAAUUUUCUCAAAAUGCUCAGUGUUUCAAUUGGGCCUGAACAUAUUCCACAGCCUUUUAUCUUUCUUUUGCAGAUGGAAAAGAAAGGUAGAUGAACACUUUCAAGGCUUCAGACAUACAUCAAUAGAACAGUGUAGAACUUGAGAAAGGGUCCCAUAGAACUCUAAUAGUAAAGGAUCCAUAAUGAGUGAGAGAGCAUGAGCAAUGGGAGGAAGUAGGCUCCAUUGAGCAGGUGGAUUUCUGUCCACUAGUCUGGUGCCUCAUCAUACAAAGGGUAUCUGUCUCCUGUGCCACAGGUUGAUACUAGGCUCAGGUACUGUAACAUGAGACUGAAGUGAACCAUGUGACCAUAGGGGCGACGUGAAGAGGGAAUUAAAAAAAACUGUUUUACAUAGUUAAACCUAUACAGGUAGUCUAAUAUGAGAUAUAUCAAAAUAAACCCAUUCAGCCAGUAAAACGGCUUUGCGAUCGGAUUUAGUUUGCAGAUUAUUUUUCAGACAUUGUUGGGAGAGGUUUAUUCAUAAACACGUCCUGACAUAUGAUCCAGUUUCGGUUCACCCACUCACUCGUUUAGGUGAGGCGGCGGAAGCGAGACGGUGUUUUUUUCGCAAGGAGUUGGAUUGAUACCCGUUGCCUAACGGAUAUCAACAUUAUUCGGUGAAAAGAGCGGCCCUGGAGACUGACACCGGUGUGCUUGUCUGCUGAGCACUACUCCUGAUGAUAUGGCCCCGACCUGAUGUCCAGGCGUCCCCUUGCUGAUGGUCUACCCUCUUUAGAACCCAUUGGUUUGAAUGGAGAUGGCACUGCUCCCAGACAUCGCAGCCUGGCCUGGUCUCCUGACUGGGAGUGUCCUACUCCUGGUCUUGGGGAGUAAUCCUUCCUGGGUUGUGGGGGACAACACAACUAAUAGUCUACCCUCUAACACAACUGCCCCAGGACCCAACAUUGCAGCUAUUGUGGCCCCGACUGUUAUACUGGGGCUGCUGGCCAUAGCAUCUGCUGUGCUAGUGUGGCUUUUCUGCGUGGUGAGGAAGAAGAGGCAGACGGAGGGGACAUACCGGCCCAGUGCUGAGGAGCAGACGGGGGCCAGCAGUGUUGAGACACCAGACGCACUCAAACUGCCCAAGGAGGAGAGACUCAUCUGAGCCUAUUCUCUCAGAAGUCUCUCAACACCUGUCCUGUACAUCCAAGCAACAGCUAAAUCCUGAUGACUGUAGAAGCUCCACCUAAAGAGCUGAUGAUUACCUAGAUAUUAGAGGGUCAUGACACAACGUUGACAGAUACAGGAUGGGACAAGAGGUACACAGCACCUAGCCCUGGAAGAGGAGGGCCCAGGCACUGUGUACUGUACGUACUGCAAGCACAUGGACUAGUGCUAGUACAGGACCUGGACACAGACGUUGGGAUAGCUCCUGCAAAUACCACAGUUUGUAACUAGAACAACUAGAACUAAGGUUCAUGAGGCUCUGACUGCUUUCUCUAUGGUGUGUUAUUUAAUAGCACUGGAAUAUUUGAAUGGGAUAGACAUGUACACAAUCAUUCAAAUGGUCAUACUGGAAACAAACCAUCACCUGCACUAGAUGGAAGAGGACCAGUAUUCAGUCCCUGCUCAUACUCGUCUUUGGUAAAUACAUUUCAGUCUGAGUAUUUCAGUCAUCUGUCUAGGCAAUUUGUCUCUCUCAACAGCUACAAAAAGACUGGAUACAGUCUUAACUGCUGUAAUCGUAAGCAGACUGCUGUUACCUGUGCUACCUUGAUACAUGUAAAAAAUUAUAUUGGAAUGUAAUGUAUAUGUUCGUAUAAAUGCCUUAUAGAUUACUUAAAUGUAUAGCGUGCAAUAAUAUUUGUUUAACCACUAUUGAUUGUCAGAAAAGCAUUUAAUUGUCUAGAUUUUUACACUGAUUACUUACCUCAAUAUAUAUGUCUCACUACUGAAUCAGUCCUGUAUACAGCUUUACAGAUAAUGACACGGUAAGCUAAUAUUAUCUGGAAAACAUUUCUCCCAGUGGGAUAUUCUGUUUGCGGAUACUGUGUGCAGAACAAAUAAUCAUGUCAUUAUUAAUAAUAUUUAAGCACAAAAUGAAUGAUUGUUUACAUUUGAAUAAUUGUAUUGUAGUAUUUCAGAAUUUAACAUUCAUUUCAACAUUGGCUGAAAUGUGAUACUACAUUAGAUCAUAUCUUCUAUGUGUGUUCUUACCAGUACGCUGUUUGUAUUUUGAAAAGCCUAUGAUGGGAUUAAAUUCUCAUCAUGUAGAGUUGUUAUACAAUGUCAUGACAUAUUUAUCUUUUGUUGCCUACAUUUUAAAUAAAUACCAAUAGUUAUUUUUA